Molecule: messenger RNA, 2051 nt
Organism: Mangifera indica (mango)
Lineage: Eukaryota; Viridiplantae; Streptophyta; Magnoliopsida; Sapindales; Anacardiaceae
Product: aspartic proteinase 36-like
Exons: 10
Coding region: 335-1816 (493 amino acids)
Biological process (GO): proteolysis
Molecular function (GO): aspartic-type endopeptidase activity
Source: RefSeq, a predicted model, not a curated record
GAACACACACUGAAACUCUUUGGUCUGCAGAGACAGACACAGCAAAAGCCUAAACACUAUAUCCAUUAUAAUAAUCAAUAAACAAAUUCCAAACGACGGAGUCGUCGCCUUCGCAUUCACAUUUUACAUUCAUUUACAUAGUAAUAAACGUUAGCGUAAUCCAUUAACAUUUUCAAAAAGUAAGCUUGUCUUCUGGUUUAUCAACUCUCUCUCUCACAGUCAAAUCCUCUCUCCCUUGUUUGAAUGCGUAAGACUACAACUUCUAUCUUCGCCUCCUAAAUUUCACAAGGACGCCACUUUCAACUUUUCCGUUGGAACAAUCUUUCAUUUAUCAAUGGCGGCGAUUUUUCCUCUCGGAGUUAUGAUCGCUGUUUUGUUGUUAUUACAUGUGGGAUCAGUGUUCAGUCAUUUUCCGACGACUUUAACUCUUCAGAGAGCGAUUCCACCGAGUCACCAGCUCCAGUUGGCUCAGCUUGUUGCUCGUGACAGGAAGAGGCAUGGUAGAUUGUUACAGUCUUCAGCUGGGGUCGUUGAUUUUCCUGUUUCCGGGACUUUUGAUCCAUUUCUUGUUGGGCUUUAUUACACACAAGUGCAAUUAGGUUCUCCACCUAGAGAAUUCUAUGUGCAGAUAGAUACUGGAAGUGAUGUUUUAUGGGUCAGUUGCAGUUCCUGCAAUGGUUGCCCUACAACCAGUGGACUUAAAAUUCAGUUGAAUUUCUUUGAUCCUCAGAGUUCAUCAACAGCUUCAUUGAUUUCUUGUUCAGACUCGAGAUGUAAAUUAGGACUUACAUCAGAAGAUUCUGUCUGUUCUCAGAACAAUCAGUGUGGUUACACUUUCCAAUACGGAGAUGGUAGUGGAACUUCAGGCUAUUAUGUAGCAGACUUGUUACACUUAGGCACUAUUGUUCAGGGUUCUUUGAUGACAAAUUCUUCAUCUCAAGUUGUCUUUGGCUGUAGCACCUCGCAGACUGGGGACUUGACAAAAUCUGACAGAGCAGUGGAUGGGAUCUUCGGAUUUGGGCAACAGGCAAUGUCUGUUGUCUCACAGCUUUCUGCAUCAGGAUUAACACCGAAAGUGUUCUCCCACUGCUUGAAAGGAGAUAGUGCUGGUGGGGGUAUAUUGGUCCUUGGCGAGAUUGUGGAACCAAAUAUAGUAUAUUCUCCACUCGUCCCAUCACAGCCUCAUUAUAAUCUGAAUCUGCAGAGCAUUUCUGUUAAUGGCCAAACUUUGGCUAUUGAUUCAUCUGUGUUUGCUACAUCAAGCAACACAGGAACUAUAGUUGAUACAGGGACAACUUUGGCAUACAUUACUGAAAAUGCCUAUGAUCCUCUUAUCAAUGCUAUUACGAGUUAUGUUUCGCAAUCCGUACAAUCUGUUGUUUCCAAUGGAAAUCAAUGUUAUGUUGUCAUCAGCAGUAUUGCUGCCCUAUUUCCUCAAGUCAGCUUCAACUUUGCUGGAGGUGCAUCCUUGGUUUUAAAUCCUCAAGACUACCUUGUACAGCAGAAUUCAGUUGGUGGUGCUGCAGUGUGGUGCAUUGGCUUUCAAAAGAUUCAGGGUCAAACAAUUUUGGGAGAUCUAGUUCUGAAAGACAAAAUUUUUGUAUACGAUCUUGCUGGUCAGAGAAUUGGAUGGGCCAGCUAUGAUUGUUCAACAUCAGUCAAUGUAUCUACUGGUGCAAAUACCGGAAGUGAAUUUGUAAACCCGGGGCAGCUGGGCAGUGACACUGCACCACAGGUCCUACCCUUAAAGUUGAUACAAAUGAACAUGGUAGCUUUCCUUCUGCAUAUACUUAUUCUUGGCGGUUUCUUCUUGUAGCAUGAAUUGCCAGAGGUCCAAUACCAUUUUCUUAUUUUCAUUCUCUGCAUUGUAUAUUCUUAUUAUAGCAAUCGGCAGGCCUAUAAGUUAUUUGUUUUGUGGUGAUAAAUGGGGAUUAUUUUUUUCUUUAGAGUUUUUGUUAGGAUUUGCUUCAUUGGCAGUCUUGUAAAUUACAUUUACAGGGGAACAUUGGUUUACAGCAGAAUUAAUUAAUAAAAUUCUAUUAUUGUUUCUA